AUGGAAAUGAAAUUAGAUGCUCUAAAAAGGAUUGACAAAGGUGAAAGUGUACAGAAAGUGGCGAGUGAUUUGAACGUUGGUCGGUCAACAGUGAUUGGAUGGAGGAAGUCUAGAAAUGAAAUUGAGUCUUGGUGUGUGAAAAGAGUGUGUUCAGAAUCGUUAGACAAGAGGAGGAGUAUGAAGAGGUCUGAGUAUGAACAAGUAAGUGAAGCUCUUUUCCAGUGGUUUAGGAUUCAGAGGGAGAAAGGGACACCGAUCUCAGGACCGAUUUUACAGGAAAAGGCCUUGAAAUUUUAUCAAAACUUUAAAGAAGAGGGAGAGCCUGAAUUCACAGCAAGCUCUGGAUGGCUGGACAGAUGGAAAGAGAGGUAUGGUAUUAAACAAUUGAGCAUUUGUGGAGAAAAACUGUCAGCAAAUCUCGAUAGUUCACAUGAUUUUAAAAUGAAAUUUCAAGCUUUGAUUGAAGAAUUAGGCCUUAGUGGAGAGCAAAUCUAUAACUGUGAUGAAACUGGUCUGAAUUUUAGAAUGCUCCCAACAAAAAGUUUGGCUCUCAAACAAGAGAAAGCUGCAGCAGGAUAUAAAAAAAGUAAGGACAGAGUUACUGUGUUGGCUUGCAGUAACGCAACAGGAACUCAUAAAUUAAAAUUGGCUCUGAUAGGAAAGGCCAGGAAACCUAGAGCCUUCAAAAAUAUUAAAAUGAAUGGUGACCAUUUUGACCUCCCCGUUUUUUACAGACACCAAUCAAAUGCUUGGAUGUCAGAGAGCAUUUUUAACGAAUGGUUUCACAAACAGUUUGUGCCCGAAAUUAAGAAGCAUCUAAAGUCCCAGAACCUUCCAAUGAAAGCACUCUUGAUCCUCGACAACGCAACAACGCACCCGGCUGUAGAUGUCAUUUCAAGAGACGGAGAAAUUAAAGCUAUGUUCUUGCCCCCUAACGUAACCUCCCUUUGCCAGCCUAUGGACCAAGGAGUUUUGGUAACGCUUAAGAAGUUGUAUAGGAAGAAACUCCUUUCAUGUCUCAUUCAAGCCCUAGAUGAAGGAGUCGAAUUAGUGGAUAAGUUAAAAAAAAUUGAUAUGCUGGAUGUUGUUGGCUGGAUUUCCCAGGCAUGGGAUGAACUCAAUCCCCUAACGCUCGUGCGUUCUUGGAGGAAGCUCUUGGACCACCAGGGAAAUGAGUUCAACGAAGAAAUUAAAGAUGACGAGCUAGCCACUUUAAUGGAAAAAAUCCCAGGUUGUGAAGAAGCUUCACCUACAGAUGUUUUCGAGUGGAUGGAACAAGAUGAAGAAAGCGGACCAACUUCAGAGGAAGAAAUAGUUGAUGCUUUAAAAUCAAGAGAGGAUAGUGAAGAAGAGUCAGAAGACGACGAAGAUACCACUCAAAAAUCAAAACUGACACACAGCGAAGGUGUAAAAUUCUUCGAGGGAGCGAUCCA
Molecule: messenger RNA, 1433 nt
Organism: Homalodisca vitripennis (glassy-winged sharpshooter)
Lineage: Eukaryota; Metazoa; Arthropoda; Insecta; Hemiptera; Cicadellidae
Product: jerky protein homolog-like
Exons: 1
Cellular component (GO): nucleus
Molecular function (GO): DNA binding
Source: RefSeq, a predicted model, not a curated record